AUGGCCGGACUCCUCCAGCACGCAAACAUCAAGCAGGAACCCCUCGAAGCCACCCUUGCCGCCACCCACAAAGUCGUCGCGGACUUCGCUCGUCGAGCAGUUCGCGAGAUGGCGCCUUCUCCUGAGCCUAGAGGAGCCAACAAGCGGGCCAGCGACGACGAGGAGCACGCUCCGGGAGGGAAGAAAGCCAAGUCAAACCAAGGCAAGCCUGUGCACGUCGUCAAGCAGGAGGAGGAGGAGGAAAAAGUGGACAGUGAGGUUGGCCGCACGGGACAAAGCCUUGAGCAGCAACUUGAGCAGGUCAUGAAGGACGUUAAGAAGGCCAACACAGCCCUUGGACACUGGAAGAGCGUUGUCGAGAAGACCGCAACCAAAGUCAAUGAGGAGAGGUUGCACAAGUUUGCCCUCGAAUGCCUCCUCAGGGUCGUCGAUGGCGAACUCAACAAGAGCGAGAGUGACGUUAGCAAAAUGCAGAAGGGGGUGGAAGUCCUCCACGAGCAGAGGAAGCGUCACCUCCACGAGGUCAAUGUCAUCCAGGACAUCCUCGCUCGUCACCAUGCAGUGAAUGGAGCCAAGAUGAACCCUCUCAAGCCUUACCCAGGCCAGAGAACGCUUCCUCCAGGCCGAGCCGCAGCCAACCUCGAGACUGAGGUCAAGAAUAAGGCCAUCCUUGUCGAGGCUGCCAAGCACAUCCAUCGAGGCCUUGUCAAGGCGGAGCACAACUACAGCAUUGCCAGGAAGCACCUCAUUGAGGUGUCCUUCUCCAGGCAGCAAAAGGUCCUCGAGGCUGUCGCCAUUCGAUGCCUUGCAAGCCGUGCAGCCCCUCAACCCAUCCCUUCCCACCUCUGA
Messenger RNA from Rhodotorula toruloides NP11, 849 nucleotides. RefSeq lists its product as uncharacterized. The transcript is spliced from 3 exons. The record is from RefSeq and is a predicted model, not a curated record. The coding region runs from base 1 to 849 and encodes 282 amino acids. Lineage: Eukaryota; Fungi; Basidiomycota; Microbotryomycetes; Sporidiobolales; Sporidiobolaceae.